AUGGCGGGCACGGGGAUCGGGGUCCGGGGGCGCGUGGGGUCUGACCAGAGACAGAACCAGCAGCUCAUCCCCAGAUGGCUUAAUCAGCCGCGGCUGUGCCGGGCGCAGCUGGAAUGUAACCUGCAAGCCCGCACAUCUGGCUUUGGUCUCCUGUCUCGCCCCAAAGCGGCGGGGAGCGGGAGUCAGGAGCUCUCGGCCUCCCCCGGGCUCGCAGCCUCCCCUGCUCUUCUCAUCAUCGGCUCGGGGACUGUGGAGCAAUUAAGAACUGGAGGACCUACCCCAAAUCUUGCUCCCUUCCAAGCACUUCCCAACCCCAAUUCCUGUGACUGGGGUCGAGCGCCUGGAGGAGGCAUUGAAGAAGCCUUAGUUUCCCUGAUUCAUGGACUAACGUGGAUCGGAAAAUCUCGCCUCCUCUGGGACCCUCUAGCCGCCUCCUUCUUCCGGCUCUUUCCUAAGAGCCGGCUGCAGGGCAAGGUGCCCGUGAGUCUUCACGUCAGCACCGCUGACCGGCCGACGGGACUGAGCAACCCGACCUUAGAGCCUGUAGCAGAGCCGUCUUUCGUCCGGGGCCUGCGUCACGUCGGGGCCGCUUGGGCCGAGGAAGCGCUGGGGGAUGCUCCGGGCCAGGCUGGAGCCCAGCCCCCUCCCUUUGGUUCCCCCCUCCCGGCCUGCGGCACCUGGCUGGCCGGGGAACAAAGAAAGGGGCCCCGGGGAGCCCCCGCUGGGCCCCGGGACGAGGGGGAGGAGGAGGAGGCGCCAGCCCAGGGCGAGGCGGGAUGGGCAGGCCCGGAGCGCAGCGCGCCUCGGGCGGGCUCCGGGGGUCGCCUUCUGGCUAGGCAACAGGCCACAGGCCAGCCUGGCCGUUCCCCUUCUGAGGGACCCCCAAGCCAGUGCCGGAAGGGGAGUUUCAUGCUGAAGGAAUUCCGAAUUAGCGAGGAGGCCGGCUCUCUUGACCUGGCUGUGAUCGCCCCCCAGGACCCAACGCUACUCAUCGGUUCCUCCCUCCACGCUACCUGUUCAGUGAGUGUGAGCGGCAGCGACGCGCCCACGGCUGAAGGGCUCUACUGGACCCUCAACGGCCGACGGCUGGCCCCUGAGCUCUCUCAGGUCCUCAACGCCACCACCCUGGGCCUGGCACUGGCCAACCUCAACGGUUCCAAGCAGCAGUCAGGGGACAACCUGGUGUGCCACGCACGGGAUGGGAGCAUCCUCGCUGGCUCCUGCCUCUAUGUUGGCUUGCCCCCUGAGAAGCCUGUUAACAUCAGCUGUUGGUCUAAGAACAUGAAGGACCUGACCUGCCGGUGGUUCCCGGGCACCCAGGGGGAGACCUUUCUCCAUACCAACUACACCCUGAAAUACAAGCUUCGGUGGUACGGGCAGGAUAACACAUGCCAAGAAUACCACACCGUGGGGCCCUAUUCCUGCCACAUUCCCAAGGACCUGGCACUAUUCACGCCCUAUGAGAUCUGGGUGGAGGCCACCAACCGCCUGGGCUCGGCCAGGUCGGAGGUGGUCACCUUGGACAUCCUCGAUGUGGUCACAACAGACCCCCCACCAGAUGUCCAUGUGAGCCGAGUGGGGGGCUUGGAGGACCAACUGAGUGUCCACUGGAACUCCCCACCAGCACUCAAAGACUUCCUUUUCCAAGCUAAGUAUCAGAUCCGCUAUCGAGUAGAGGACAGUGUGGAGUGGAAGGUGGUGGACGAUGUGAGUAAUCAGACGUCGUGUCGCCUGGCCGGCCUGAAGCCAGGCACCGUCUACUUCGUGCAGGUGCGCUGUAAUCCCUUCGGCAUCUAUGGGUCUAAGAAGGCAGGAAUAUGGAGCGAGUGGAGCCACCCCACUGCGGCCUCCACACCCAGAAGUGAGCGGCAGGGCUCUAGUGGCGCCUGUGAGCCUCGGGGAGGGGAGCCCAGCUCCAUGCCAGUGAGACGGGAGCUAAAGCAGUUCCUGGGCUGGCUGAAGAAGCAUUCCUACUGCCCCAACCUCAGCUUCCGCCUUUAUGACCAGUGGCGAGCCUGGAUGCAGAAAUCCCACAAGACCCGCAACCAGCACAGGACGAGGGGCUCCUGUCCUCGGGCAGACGGAGCACGGCGAGAGGUCCUGCCCGGAGAUAAACUGUAGCAGUCCCAGAUCCUGGGCCAGGAGGGUGUCUGCCCCCCCCAAAGCCACCUCCCAAAGAGUCUAUGAAACACAGAGGGAGGACCAAUCUGGGGCUCCCACCCCGAGUCCUCCCAAGAACUGGAUCUGUGGAUUCAUCCAGGACACAAGAUGCACCUCCUCCCCAUCUUGUCUGAGCCCCUUCCUAACAUGGGCAGCCCAGGCUUUGGUGGAGCCACCGGGCGUCUCGGCCGUCUGGCAAGGAGCCGUCCUGAAGAGCAGGCCAGUGAGGGAACGGAACACGGCAGGGCUGAGAGGGGGUGGGCCAGAUGGAGCCCCUGCUUCUCGUGGGACCCGCACCUUCCUGCUUCU
Gracilinanus agilis (Agile Gracile Mouse Opossum) is the source of this 2469-nucleotide messenger RNA. RefSeq names its product cytokine receptor like factor 1 (gene CRLF1). Gene Ontology annotation, biological process: cytokine-mediated signaling pathway. The record is from RefSeq and is a predicted model, not a curated record. The transcript is spliced from 15 exons. The coding region runs from base 1 to 2121 and encodes 706 amino acids. Lineage: Eukaryota; Metazoa; Chordata; Mammalia; Didelphimorphia; Didelphidae. Gene Ontology annotation, cellular component: external side of plasma membrane. Gene Ontology annotation, molecular function: cytokine receptor activity; protein binding.